Molecule: messenger RNA, 429 nt
Organism: Iphiclides podalirius (scarce swallowtail)
Lineage: Eukaryota; Metazoa; Arthropoda; Insecta; Lepidoptera; Papilionidae
Source: the annotation of a GenBank genome assembly
AUGACCAUGUUUCCUUGCAGGGGUCUGCGCGUGGUGGGCGUGUGCGUGCUCGUUGUAGCCCUGGUCUCCGCCCAGCUGACCUUCAGCCGCGACUGGAGCGCCGGCAAGCGGGCGUCCCCGGUCGCCUUCGACUGCAGCCAGUUCGCGCAGAUCUGCCGCCAGUUCAUUGUGAGCACACGCCAGGCUGCCAAGCGAAGUAUGCUGCGGGCGAGUAUGCUCGGACGUAUUGGACGACCCGACGUCGGACCACGUCUAAGACGGACCGAGUAUGCUCGGACCUAUUGGAUAACGGACCACGUAAAAGACGAGCCAUUCGAGGUUCUCGAUAUUCGCUGGCACGACCUGAGGCAAUCCCUGACCAAAGAGAAGUUCGGCAAACAUCACAAGGCGGUCAGACAGGAGCUCGCAGUGGAUUAUGACGAUGACAAA